Plasmodium reichenowi is the source of this 177-nucleotide messenger RNA. RefSeq names its product transcription activator, putative. NCBI's taxonomy places the organism in Eukaryota, Apicomplexa, Aconoidasida, Haemosporida, Plasmodiidae. The coding region runs from base 1 to 177 and encodes 58 amino acids. Gene Ontology annotation, biological process: DNA-templated transcription. The transcript is spliced from 3 exons. Gene Ontology annotation, cellular component: RNA polymerase I complex; RNA polymerase III complex; RNA polymerase II, core complex. The record is from RefSeq and is a predicted model, not a curated record. Gene Ontology annotation, molecular function: zinc ion binding; DNA-directed RNA polymerase activity; DNA binding.
AUGUAUAUAAGAGAACAAGAUGAAGAUAUAUCAACAGAACCGGUGGUAUAUAUAUGUGGAGAAUGUGGUAUUGACACUGUAAUACCACCCAAUGCUUCACUUCGUUGUAAAAAUUGUGGAUCAAAAAUUUUCUUCAAGAAGAGAAGUAGAAGAGUUAUGCAAUAUGAAGCUCGCUAA